CAAAACUGACGGGAGCGGCUCCGGUGGACAAUAGUGACUGAACCCAAAACCUUCAGAUGAAACCUUCAGCUCAUAUCUCCGUCGCUUUCAGUGUAAAACAACAAAGAAAGCGUAGGCUACCCCUAAUAGACAACAUGGCUAUUCGAAAGAGGGAAGAAGAAAAAAAAAAGAAAAAAAAACAUGGAGGGAUCAUGCACACCUCUUUAUAUCAUCUUGCACCUCUCUCAUCUGACGCUCCCACUGAUGGGAGCACAAGCUACAUACACGCCGAGUAGCGAGGCGCGUGCGGGUGCCGCCGGUAUUCCCCUGUUGGUAGAAUUAAAGCCAGCGGGUGCUGUUACCGCCAGGGGAUUGGAGCAAUGACUUGUCAAUAAAGUCACCCACCCUCUGAGUAUCUCAGACAGAGUUAGAAGUGUUUGAGACACAGAGCAAGGCGGCGAGACACUGGGAUAACUGAUUUAACCACACCGGGACAGAACGACACUCAAGUCCGAGGGAGAUGGAGGAGGAGAUGCUACCGGCAGACGAGGGUCUCUCUGCGCCCAAAAUCUGCAGGCAGCAGCAGCAGCGGAGCCCGUACAGCUCCCUCAAGACCUUCCAGAGCAAGCGCGCGGCGGGCAAGGCGAGAUAUGACAGACCCACAAUGGUGGACAUCCCGCAGCUCGGAGAGCAUCCUCAUCAUCUCACUCAUCAACAGCAGCAGUAUUCACAGCGCCUGCCGCUUCCUCAAGCCUGCCUCUCCAUCAGCAGCAGUCAGCAGCACCGUCUCCCCUGCGAAAUCAGGCCCAGCAGCAGAGUCGCGACAUCCAGCGCGGCAUCAUCAGCGGGGAGCGCCACGGCGGCAGCGGCGGCGGCAUCAUUUGGCAGCCAGAGGAGGGUCGCCGGCCAGGAGUCAGGCAGAUACCCGGCGGGUCGCGCCGAGCCCAGCCACCAGUCUCCAGACUGCACCUAUGGAAUAAGCUCAGAAAACCGGCUCAUAUUGGAUGCUUUUGCCCAGCAGUGCAGUCGAGUGCUCAGCCUCCUCAACAACAACGGACGGCUGCUUGAAGCCCAGCCUUCCCUGGCCCCUCCAUCCUCUUCCAUCUCUACUCACAUAAAACAGGAGGACAAUAGCCUGUCUCCCAGAGAGAGGCUCAGCUCUAAGCCCAGGUCGGAGGAGUCAUCCCUGGAGAACCCAGGUGAGGAGACCCAACGGGGCAACCACUGGAACCAGCAGCAGACUUCUGCUUUCCUCCGGAUUUUCACAGAGUCACUUCAGAACUACCUGCUAUCCGGACCCCAGUCAUCAGACAGUGAACGGUGCCGUCCAGUAGACGCUGAGCCGGCAGCAUCAGGGUCCCCGAGGCAGAACUUAAGCGGCUGGGCUUCACCAGCACCAUCAGAGUCCUACGGACACCCCUCAUCAACACUGCCUGAGGAAGACGAGGAGGAGGAAGGUUGUUGUCCACGCUGUAUGGAGCUGGAACAGGAAGUUCUUAGUCUACAGCAAGAAAAUGAGGAACUGAGACACAAACUGGACAACAUACCAGCUCCUUGCCAGAAUGUUUUGGACUUUUUUAAGACUGUUCUUCAGCACUACAACCAAUUUGUGCAGCCCCAGCCCGAAGAGCAGCUUACUGAGGGCAGUAAACAGCUUCUGGGUAACUAUCCUCUCUUCAUCACCAAUAAGCAGUGGGAUGAGGCAGUCAACUCCUCAAAAAAAGAUGGCCGGCGGCUCCUGCGUUACCUUAUCCGGUUUGUGUUCACCACAGAUGAGCUGAAAUACUCAUGCGGUCUGGGGAAAAGGAAACGUUCGGUACACACAGGGGAAACAGGACCGGAGAGACGGCCUCUUAACCCUGUCAAGGUCACUUGUCUCAGAGAGUUUAUCCGGAUGCACUGUGCUUCUAAUCCUGACUGGUGGAUGCCCUCUGAGGAGCAGAUAAACAAAGUGUUCAGCGAUGCAGUAGGGCACGCGCGGCAGGGCCGGGCUGUAGGCACUUUCCUAGGUAACGGGGGCAGCGGUAGCAGCAGCAGUGGUAGUUUAUACAUGGAGAGCUACGACGGGCAGCUCUCUCAGGAUGAGCUCUAUCUGAAGGGCUCACAGAAUGGCCUGGGGGACUAAAGAAGAAACGUACAUCCAACGUUCAGCAAUGGAUCAUGGUGAGGAGUGAGCCCUACUGUCAGUCCAGAUCAGAUCACACAGAGAUUGCAACUCUUACAUGAUGUUAACCGGGUUUGUGGAUGAACAUAAUCCUUAUUCCUUCCUGUCAAUACAUUCCAGGGAGUUCACACCUACCCAGUGAAUUAUGUGGGAUUCUUCCAUGCUUUAUUGUUUAACUCUGUGUUAAAUGGUUAGUAGUCACUAGGCAGCGGAGCUGGUUGAAUUCUACAAAAUAUCAGGUUUGUUAUUUGCUCCAUUUCCUAAUUUGUUCCAUUGAAUGUGAUUAAGAAUAUGAUCCACUAUAGCAACAUGAAUGUAUCCGUUUCACUCCAUUGUAAAUAAUGAGAGCUUCCUUUCUUGUCAGAUUGGUCAGAUGUUCAUCAGACAGCCUAUAAAUGAGGUGCUAUUAUGAUGUUCUUUUAUUCUCUCUGAUAAAUUUAAAGUGCUGCCCCUUAUUUUAUCAUCAUAUGACAUGGAUAAUCUGUGAUGUUUAUAAAAAAAAAAACUGUGAUGUUGUAAAAAUCAGUUUCUUAGUGGCUGCAGGAUGAAAUUACUGUCCGCAUCUAUGAUUGUGGAGAUACAGUAAUCUAUAAUAUAAAUUGUUGUUUGGCUUCCUUAUCUUUCCUCUGACUUUAAAGGUCCAACAAGGAGGCAAUGCUGUUUAUAAUUUGUGUCAAGCACCACAAAGAACAUGUUUAAAGGAUCAACCCAUCAUCAUUUAUUCUACCACACUAUAAUAUUCUGUGUGACUGCAUAGAAACUACAUGAAAUGCCUUAAAAAGAGACAUCUACCACUAAGAACUACAAAUACUGCCAAUUCAGACUGUUGAUAAUCUCUUGGUGUUCCUGUUACAUUAGUGGCCUCUGGCUGUUUGGGUUUCAAACAAAAGAAAAAUGGGUUUGAAAACAGACCAUCUUUCUUUAAUGCCUUAGAUAAAGUCUCUGUCUGUUAAAAUGUUUAUACAUCCAGGUCAUUGUGUAAUGUCUGGUAGGAUUCAGUCAAAUCUCAUUUAACUACAUUUUGAAUUCAUUCUCCAUGGCACUUCUUCAGAUGUCAGAUGGUGGGGAAUCCCCAACAUUUAAACCUGUUCACACGACAUCAAAACUUGUGAUCACUGAGGGAGUUUCAUAUCUGAAGAUCUGUGGCAUCAUUUAUCUGCUACUAAUGGCUACCGUAUCACCCGAGUUCACAGGUUUAAAUGCCAACGAUUCCCAAACAUUAAUCAGAUGAUAAUGAUGUGUCAGAGUGGUAUAAAAUAAGUUACUACCAAGUUGUUGUUGCCUUUGACUACCAGACAUACAAAAGCUUCUGUUGUUGUGAUAUGUAGCCUCUUGUGAUUGUACAAAUCCAUGGUGACUGGAAAUUGUUAGUCUUUUAGUCUAUUCAAAGAAUGUGUCAACACUGUGAACCCCACCAAAAGUGAUGAGACUGUUUCCCCCCUACUUAUUAUUGCCAUUUUCUUUUCAAACAGAAGAUGAAUUUAUGUAAUGUGAACACAAAUGAAAAAAGACAAUGAAACAACAAACUGAUUCAGACAA
This is a messenger RNA of Megalobrama amblycephala (Wuchang bream), 3682 nucleotides long. Its product is annotated as BEN domain-containing protein 4. Gene Ontology annotation, molecular function: DNA binding. Bases 500 to 2104 code for a protein of 534 amino acids. The transcript has 6 exons. NCBI's taxonomy places the organism in Eukaryota, Metazoa, Chordata, Actinopteri, Cypriniformes, Xenocyprididae. The record is from RefSeq and is a predicted model, not a curated record.